AAAUUAGCAUUAUAGCUAUAUAUAUAUAUGUAUUACAUUUGAUACAUAUUAGCAAAAGAGAAAAAAGAUCAAUGGGGAGGAAACCUUGCUGUGAGAAAAUUGGAUUGAAGAGAGGUCCAUGGACUAUAGAAGAAGAUCAUAGACUCAUGAACUUCAUUCUUAACAAUGGCAUCCACUGCUGGAGAAUUGUUCCAAAACUCGCAGGUUUGCUGAGAUGUGGUAAGAGCUGUAGACUGAGAUGGAUUAAUUAUCUGAGACCCGAUCUCAAGAGAGGUGGUUUUACUGAUGCUGAAGAAGAACGUAUUAUGGAACUUCACUCUCAACUUGGCAACCGGUGGUCUAAAAUUGCAUCUCAUUUCUCUGGUCGAACGGAUAACGAGAUAAAAAACCAUUGGAAUACGAAGAUCAAGAAGAAGAUGAAACAUCUUGGUUUAGAUCCGGCUACGCAUGAACCAAUGAAUAAUAUUACUUACCAAACGGAAUCUAACCAGAUAACAAAACCAAACAUUUGUUCUAUCACCAAGGAAGGAGAAGAAAACAAAGAACAGACUCUCAAAGAUGAAGUAGACAUUGGAUCUCUGUUUGAAAUGCAAGGCAACGAGAUAUCUAUCUCGUCUUCUUCUUUAUAUAGUAAUAUUUCAAGAAGUGAAUCUUCAUCAAAUUUCGCAGAAACUUCGAUCUCUUUAGAGCAAUGGGACUUGACCUAUAUGACGGAUCCUUUGGUACCAUGGGACUUCUUCACCAAUCUUGAUGAUAAUAUUUUCCUUUAAUGACAGAAUGUGAUAUAGCAUUGUAAUAUAUCUAUAAAUAUAUAAAUAAUUUUAUGUAAUAUGUAGCUUAGUUUCAUGUAUGUAAGAUGUGUCGGACGAGCGAUGAUGUAUAUUUCCUCGAACAAGAUGUAUGCAUAUAUAUAUUUCUUAAAGUUCAAAC
Raphanus sativus (radish) is the source of this 930-nucleotide messenger RNA. RefSeq names its product transcription factor MYB20-like. Lineage: Eukaryota; Viridiplantae; Streptophyta; Magnoliopsida; Brassicales; Brassicaceae. The transcript is spliced from 3 exons. Bases 72 to 770 code for a protein of 232 amino acids. The record is from RefSeq and is a predicted model, not a curated record.